AUGGCUGUUAUCGGAGCUCCAAAAGGACAUGAUCGUUAUCGUGAUCCCAAAACACAUCAGAUGACUCCUGCUUUAUACAGAGUAAGAGCUCCUUUCUUCUGGAAAAACACCAUUGGAUUGGCCAUCUGCACUGCUAUACCUUUGGGAGUAUACAUGUACACUUUGCAUAUGUUAAGUAAGGACGAAUUUGGAGAUAUCCCUAUUCCUCCAAUCUCUGAUACUGAGCUCACCAAGUUGAAAAAGGAGUACGAAGCCAGCAAGAACCAGAACUGA
Molecule: messenger RNA, 273 nt
Organism: Scheffersomyces stipitis CBS 6054
Lineage: Eukaryota; Fungi; Ascomycota; Pichiomycetes; Serinales; Debaryomycetaceae
Exons: 2
Coding region: 1-273 (90 amino acids)
Biological process (GO): mitochondrial respiratory chain complex IV assembly
Cellular component (GO): mitochondrial inner membrane
Source: RefSeq, a predicted model, not a curated record